Messenger RNA from Staurois parvus, 264 nucleotides. The record is from the annotation of a GenBank genome assembly. Lineage: Eukaryota; Metazoa; Chordata; Amphibia; Anura; Ranidae.
UGAUCACGUGAUGUGUUAAAAGGCCAAUCACAGCGGACGGAUCGGCACCGAUCAUCAGGGCACUAAUGAUCAGUGCCCUGAUGAUCAGUGCCACCCACCAGUACCUCCCACCUGUACCCAGCAGUGCCGUCCACCUGUGCCCAUCAGUGCCACCCACCUGUGCCCAUCAGUGCCACCCACCUGUGCCCAUCAGUGCAUAGUAGUGCCACCCACCUGUGCCCAGCAGUGUCGGCCAGCGUUGCCCCCCCCUCAGGGCUGCCCAGC